Baudoinia panamericana UAMH 10762 is the source of this 3144-nucleotide messenger RNA. RefSeq lists its product as uncharacterized. Gene Ontology annotation, biological process: proteolysis; peptide catabolic process. Gene Ontology annotation, molecular function: metalloaminopeptidase activity; peptide binding; zinc ion binding. The transcript is spliced from 4 exons. Bases 25 to 2958 code for a protein of 977 amino acids. NCBI's taxonomy places the organism in Eukaryota, Fungi, Ascomycota, Dothideomycetes, Mycosphaerellales, Teratosphaeriaceae. The record is from RefSeq and is a predicted model, not a curated record. Gene Ontology annotation, cellular component: cytoplasm.
GCAUUUGCUCGCGUGACCUGCUGCAUGUCCGUGUCCCGCAGCACUCGGCUGCUUACUGCGUCGUACCGAGUGGGGCGGAGCGGGGCGCGACUGCACAGUCAAGAUCGCUUCCACAGCUUGAAGACACCAUCUUCCACACAAGCUCUCUUACCCAAGCCACGCCCACUCCAUAUUACUGCUUCCAUCGGCUUCACGACGUCGAACUCGUCGCAACGAACCAGUAAUCAUAGAACUUCUUCUGCCCUUGCACUUAGGACCUCUCAACGACGCCAUUGCUCAUCGACCGCCUCGAGUCGUCUCGUCAGGAUGUCGUCCGAUCGCGAGGUCCUUCCCACGUCUGUGAAGCCUUCCAACUACGCCAUCUCUCUUUUCGACCUUCAACCUGGUGAACCAUGGACGUACCAGGGCAGCCUUACCAUCGACCUCGAAAUUAAGGAACCUACCAAGUCCAUCGUUCUAAACGCCCACGAGCUCAAGGUCCACUCUGUCGAGAUCUCGUCGGAAUCAGGCAAGACCGCAUCGUCAGUAAAAGCCUCAAACAUCGACUAUGACACGAAGAAUCAACGAUGCACCUUCACCUUCGACCAAGAGCUUCCGCAGAGCCCGAAAGCGGUGCUCUCCAUAGCAUUCGAGGGCACGAUGAACAACCACAUGGCCGGCUUCUAUCGAUCAAAGUACAAGCCUGCUGCUCCUGCUGCGGCGGGUGUUGCGAAGGAUGCCGAGAACCACUAUAUGUUCUCCACUCAAUUCGAGUCGUCCGAUGCUAGGCGAGCGUUUCCAUGCUUCGACGAGCCGAACGUGAAGGCCACCUUCGACUUCGAGGUCGAGAUACCCGAGGACUUGGUCGCAUUAAGCAACAUGCCAGAGAAGGAAGUCAAAAAGAGCAAGAAGAGCGGGCACAAGGUGGUCAGCUUUGACCGGACACCAAUUAUGUCGACAUACUUGCUAGCUUGGGCAUUCGGAGACUUCGAGUACGUCGAAGACUUCACGCGGCGGAAGUACAAUGGAAAGAAUUUGCCCGUGCGGGUGUACACGACGAGGGGGUUGAAAGACCAGGGACGCUUGGCGCUCGAUUCUGCGCACAAGAUUGUCGACUACUAUUCAGAGAUCUUCCAAAUAGAGUAUCCUUUGCCGAAAGCUGAUUUGCUUGCUGUACAUGAAUUUUCUCACGGCGCAAUGGAGAACUGGGGCCUUGUAACAUACCGAACCACAGCAGUACUCUUCGACGAGUACGCUUCGGAUCAGAAGUACCGGAACCGCGUCGUUUACGUAGUGGCUCACGAGCUGGCACACCAAUGGUUCGGCAAUUUGGUCACCAUGGACUGGUGGAACGACUUGUGGCUUAAUGAAGGCUUUGCUACUUGGGUCGGAUGGCUUGCGACUGACCAUCUGUACCCGGACUGGAACGUCUGGGGUCAAUUCGUCACGGAAAGCAUGCAGACGGCGUUUCAGCUUGAUUCACUACGGACCAGUCACCCUAUUGAGGUGCCGCUCAGGAACGCAUUGCAGGUCGAUCAGGUGUUUGAUGCUAUCUCAUACCUGAAAGGCUGCUCCGUUAUUCGCAUGCUGGCAGCGUACCUUGGUGAGAAGACCUUCCUGGAGGGCGUUGCAGCCUACCUCAAGACACACAAGUACGGCAACGCGCAGACUGACGAUCUCUGGGCUGCGCUGUCGAAAGCUUCUGGCCAAGAUGUCAAGGCGCUCAUGGAUCCGUGGAUACGAAAGAUCGGGUUUCCGGUAGUUACUGUAGCAGAAGAGCCGGGCCAGAUCAGUGUGAAGCAAUCUCGCUUCCUCUCCUCAGGCGAAGUGCAGCCGGAUGAAGACAAGACGGUUUGGUGGAUUCCAGUGGGCUUGAAGACAGGUCCCAACGCCACCGAUGCGCAGCGUGAGCCACUUACGACGAAGGAAGAUACCUAUCGCGACAUCGACACCAGCUUCUACAAGCUCAAUGCGAACCAGACCGGCUUCUACCGAACCAACCUACCGCCACAGCGGCUAGUCGAGCUAAGCAAGGCGCUGGACAAGCUGUCAGUGACCGACAAGAUCGGCCUCAUUGGCGACGCUGCCGCUAUGGCUGCCGCGGGCGAAGGUAAGACGUCCGCCGUCUUGGCAUUUAUGGAAGGCUUCACCACGGAGGAGAACUACCUCGUCUGGUCGGAGGUGCUUUCCAGCCUAGGCAAGAUCCGCUCAAUCUUCUCUUCAGAUGAGGAAGUGUCGGCAGGCCUGCGCAACUUCACGCUCAAGCUCGUCACAUCCGCCACUGACAAGAUUGGCUGGAGCUUCGGACCCCAUGACGACUACCUUCUCGGGCAGCUACGCGCUCUGCUGAUUACCACAGCUGGCGUGACCGGACACGAAGCCACCAUCAACGAGGCAAUGAAGCAGUUUAAGGCAUACAUGAGCGGCGACAAGCAGGCGAUCCAUCCAUCGCUGCGCGCAGCCGUCUUCAGGAUUGCCAUCAGACACGGCGGCGCGGAGACGUACAAAGCCGUGCAGAACGAGUUCCUCAACACCACCUCCAUUGACGGCAAGGAGAUUACACUGCAAUCAAUGGGCCAGGUCCAGACCCCAGAUCUAGCCGAAGACUACCUUGCCUUCGCCUUCAGCGGCAAGGUCGCCACGCAAGACGUGCACUCAGUGGGUGGCUCAUUGGCAAACAACAGCAAAGUCCGGGACGCAGUCUGGACGUACAUCAAAGCUAACUGGGACAUGAUCCGAGAUAAACUCAGCGGUAAUAUGGUGGUGCUUGAGCGCUUCUUGAGGAUCAGUCUGCAGAAGUUUGCCAGCUUUGAGGUGGAGAAGGAUAUUGAGCGGUUCUUUGCGGAUAAGGAUAAGGAGGGGUUUGAUAGAGGGUUGUCGGUGGUUAGUGAUACGGUGAAGGGGAAUGCGAAGUACAGGGAGCGCGAUAUGGCGGUCCUAAAGGAGUGGCUUAGCGCGCAUGGGUAUAUGAAGCGAUAGGUAGACCGUGCGGCUUCGAAGCACUUUACAGAUAGGUAAACAUCUAGCUAACCCCACCUACGAGAUGUACACAGCGAGGCCCGCGGACCCGACGCAAGACCGUUCCAUCACUCCAGAGUGAUGGAUAUUUGGUAUAGUGAGGUCGAGGAAGUGACGUCGUUGAUCUGCCGGCAUGAAAGACAGUUC